Molecule: messenger RNA, 1744 nt
Organism: Eupeodes corollae
Lineage: Eukaryota; Metazoa; Arthropoda; Insecta; Diptera; Syrphidae
Exons: 6
Coding region: 226-1542 (438 amino acids)
Source: RefSeq, a predicted model, not a curated record
CAGCUUUAAAAAUUUGCAAUGAAUUUCAUCUUUCUAAACAAACAUAAAUCCCAUUUAAAAUACAACUAAAAACCAAGUCUACCUCUGCUCUGCAAUAAGUGAGAAGUUAAAGGCCAAUUUAUAAAAUUUGAAUUAGGGGAUUUCCUCGGGAUAAAACGACUAACUUAUAAAACCCGCGGUUUUCAUAGAUGUGCAAAACAACCAUAGAAAAUAUAGAUCGAAAUCAUGUUUAUCUGGGCGAUAUUUAUUCUAUCGGGAUUAUUAUCCCGACCAAUUGUUGCUAAUGAUGAUGUUUGGCUGGAGCCAAAUGCAUGGGAGAUUCAUUCACCAUCCCUAAACACCUGCCCAGUCUGUGAAACUAUUCCCAAUAUCGAUGCGGAGAAUUCCAUUACAACAAUGUAUUACAGAGGAAUGGUAUCUCACCUUUUCAAUAGGAAUACAUUGAAGGUCAAUCCUAAAACCGGCCAUCUGGAGAGAACUAUUACCUUAACCCUAACUACGGCACAAUUGAAAAUUAUUGAAAAUUCUUCUGAUAUACGAGAUUUCAACACUGCGGUAAUGGCAGUCCUCAAAGGCGCCAAGGAACCGAUUAAAGAACAACUAACAACAAGUCAAACAAACAAUGAAAGUUCAUUUGGUCUACGGCAAAUUUGUGAAUUUAUUUUUUCUAUUAUGGUUUAUGUUUUUAAGUUAUUUUCGAAUAUUAUCGUUCAUAGUUCUGAGACUCGCUUUGUGAUGGUUGUUUGUGCAGUGGUUAUGGCGAUAUGGUUUGUUCAUAGACGUUAUAAUAAGAACCUGAUCUUUUUAAUUAUAGCCUCCUUGAUAAUAUUUGGAUACAUCAUCAGUUACAUAGACUGCAACAGGAAACUUGAAGCUGAAAGUGUUAUUGAAUUUAUCAAGGAGACUGAACCGGAUAAACCAAGAUUCUUUUCGAAAUUGCUUGGCACAUUUUUUGACCAAUCGGAAAAGGACAAGAAAAUUAACAGAAUCAUAAAUCAAUCAAAAGUCAAACUUCCUUUCUGCAGACCAGAUGAGGUAGCGAUUAUGUAUUUCAACAAUAUGUUUUUCAGUCAGUUGCAAGUCACAGUUGAAAAAAUAAUCGAAUCCAUGGAAAAAAUACGAAAUACAGUUCCAUUUCCCUUUAAUUAUAUGGGAAUGAUUGCUUUGCCGUUUCUCUUCGUAUCCAUUUUACCAUUGCUUUUCCAAAACAUAUUCAAUCCAAGUUCGUGGUACAAGGUUCUCCGAGAUCCUAAACCAAACCAUUGCAAUACGGACGAAAUGGGUAACAAUAAUGCCCAUCAUGGAGAUCGUCUAACCGGGAAAAACCUUGAAAUAUUAUUGAAAGUUUUGAAAGCUAAAACAGAAAUUGAAGAGAAGCCUCAAAAUUCAGCAGUUGAGGAUGUGAAGGAUCUUCCGCAAGCCAUAGCUCCAAAACUCGAUGACAGUUCCAGUGCAGAAGAAACAAACACAGAUGGAAACAAAUCGGUUGUUCGAAUUGAGGAUGUUUUAGAAGAAAAUGAGAAAUCUAAAAAAGAAAGCUAAAAGUAUUUUGUUUUUAUAACUAAUGUGCUAUCGUUUUAGAUUUUUUAGUAGUAUCUAUCUUAUCUUGUAUGUUUUUGAUAUUGUGUUUUAAUUUAUAUAUUUAUAAUGUUAAGUUCAUUACUCAAAGCAUUGUUGAAAUGUAUUUUUACAAACAAAUUGUUUUUUUUUUUUAAAUUAAACUGAAAUUAUAUUGCGAAAUUGA